This is a messenger RNA of Pyrus x bretschneideri (Chinese white pear), 1493 nucleotides long. RefSeq names its product auxin-responsive protein IAA32. Gene Ontology annotation, biological process: regulation of DNA-templated transcription. Gene Ontology annotation, molecular function: protein binding. The transcript is spliced from 5 exons. Lineage: Eukaryota; Viridiplantae; Streptophyta; Magnoliopsida; Rosales; Rosaceae. The coding region runs from base 757 to 1341 and encodes 194 amino acids. The record is from RefSeq and is a predicted model, not a curated record. Gene Ontology annotation, cellular component: nucleus.
GGGCAUUGGUGUUCCCUCGAAAAGUAACAAUCGUGGAAUUUAACAGAAGUUGGCCAACAAAUAGAACUAGAGCUUUAGAACUCAUUUGGAAGCGUUUUUAAAAUGACUGCAAACGUUUUUGAUGAAAAUGUGUUUAAAACCAAUCUUUAGUAAAAAUGCAAGUAAAUUUUAGAAAAACACUUAAAAGUGCUUCCUGGAUGACACAUAAACUAGUGUUUCUUGCAAAAAAUACUUCAAGUGCUUUUAGAACUUAGAAAUAUUUUUUUCUAAAAGCGCUUUCAGUCAUACAAAGAUUGGAGUGAAAUUCAUUUUCUUAUAACUUUUAAUUGACUGUUUUAUUGUAUACAUGCAGCAAUUUUGUAGUAGAUUUCAGAUGCAGCCAAUAACAAGAGAGUUUCGAUAAUACCAUGGUGUCGAAAUGAACACGUAUACAUGCAUGUUUUUUAAUUCGUUAUAAGUUCGUCGAAUCAGCUGAUGAAUCGAUCUCCUGCGUCCGAUUUCUGUUGAAUUCCGACCUGAAAUUUCAAACCCUUAAUCUGUAGCAAGCUUGGGUUGCAGAAUCUAACCAAUGCUGUCAGAAUCACAGAGACCAUCCCUUGUCGUUGGGGUGUUUUGUUCCUAACUUGUACCUGCACGUUUUGUAGCAGCACAAGUAGAUAAGCAAACACAAAACUGAAUGAUUGGUAAUGGAAGCAGACUCUCAGUCUUCCAUGUUACAAUGUCUACUCACUACUGCUUCCGGUAUAAAUAUAUUUAAUGGAUCCAAAUGCAUCAAGCUUUCUGGUCAGUCCUUCAACCUUCCAGUCAGUUUACUACGAAGCCAAAGAGAAUGAUGCCAUCAUUGAUCUUGGUCUUAGCCUCAGAGCUCUGCAGCCUGAAACUUACCAUCCAUCUGCACAUUUGGUGAGCUUGGAGGGAUAUGAUGGUCUGAUAGAUUGGCCCCAGGCUAACCUGAACUUGAAGAACACUAGCAUUCUAAACGCGAGAAAUGUCGCGGAAGAUUGCGACGAAGAAGCAGAGGGAGUGCAAAGCAAGGAGAGGAGGGCUUAUGUGAAGGUUAACAUGGAUGGGCUUGUUAUUGGCAGGAAAGUCUGUAUUCCUGAUCACAGUGGUUACUCGAGUCUUGCCUUUCAGCUGGAAGACAUGUUUGGUAGACAAUCUGCAUCUGGGUUAAGGUUAUCUCAGGAUGCGUCCGAGUUUUUGCUUUUUUACAAGGACAGAGGUGACAAUUGGCGAACUGUCGGUGAUGUUCCAUGGAAGGAAUUUGUAGAAUGUGUGACGCGAAUGAGGAUUGCAAGAAAGAAUCAAGCUUUUCUUUCACCUCCUUUGAAAUUUAACUAAUUUUUUGUUUUCCGCGUUGUUUCAUAUGUUCUUAGAGAUAGUUUAACGUUGGAAGUUGGAACACCAUUUCGACUACGAAAUAGUGUACCAACAAUAGCAUGUUUGUAUGCACAAGAAAUCGUAAGAUAGGCUUCAAGCUAAACUUUUAAUAA